This is a messenger RNA of Calidris pugnax (ruff), 1499 nucleotides long. It is a transcript of the gene GDI2, whose product is annotated as GDP dissociation inhibitor 2. Gene Ontology annotation, molecular function: Rab GDP-dissociation inhibitor activity. The transcript has 10 exons. Gene Ontology annotation, cellular component: cytoplasm. NCBI's taxonomy places the organism in Eukaryota, Metazoa, Chordata, Aves, Charadriiformes, Scolopacidae. The record is from RefSeq and is a predicted model, not a curated record. Gene Ontology annotation, biological process: vesicle-mediated transport; small GTPase-mediated signal transduction; protein transport. The coding region runs from base 55 to 1335 and encodes 426 amino acids.
ACACGUCCCUCCUUUCCUUUCCUCUCUCCCCAGGAAUGCAUCCUCUCCGGGAUCAUGUCAGUGAAUGGAAAGAAAGUCCUUCACAUGGAUCGGAACUCUUACUACGGAGGGGAAAGCGCAUCCAUUACACCCCUGGAGGAUCUCUACAAAAGGUUUAAUCUCCCAGGAACCCCACCAGAAUCUAUGGGGCGAGGAAGAGACUGGAACGUGGACCUCAUUCCAAAAUUCCUUAUGGCUAACGGUCAGUUGGUAAAGAUGCUGCUCUACACAGAAGUCACUCGCUACUUAGACUUCAAGGUGAUCGAGGGGAGCUUCGUCUACAAGGGAGGAAAGAUCUACAAAGUUCCUUCCACUGAGGCAGAAGCCUUGGCAUCCAGCUUAAUGGGCUUGUUUGAGAAACGCCGGUUCAGGAAAUUCCUAGUGUACGUCGCCAACUUUGAUGAGAACGACCCCCGAACUUACGAAGGCGUUGAUCCCAAGAAGACCACCAUGCGCGACGUGUAUAAGAAGUUUGACCUGGGGCAAGAUGUUAUAGACUUCACGGGCCAUGCCCUCGCGCUCUACAGGACUGACGACUAUCUAGAUCAACCCUGCCAAGAAACAAUCAACAGGAUUAAGCUGUACAGCGAGUCGCUGGCUAGAUACGGGAAGAGCCCCUACCUUUAUCCCCUCUAUGGCCUUGGAGAGCUGCCCCAGGGAUUUGCCAGGCUAAGCGCUAUAUACGGAGGCACCUACAUGCUCAACAAGCCCAUCGAAGAGAUCGUGAUAGAAAAUGGCAAAGUGGUUGGUGUGAAGUCUGAAGGGGAGGUUGCUCGCUGCAAACAGCUCAUCUGCGACCCCAGCUACGUCUCGGACCGCGUCACGAAGGUGGGUCAAGUGAUUCGGGUAAUCUGCAUCCUGAGCCACCCCAUCAAGAACACAAACGAUGCCAACUCGUGCCAGAUCAUCAUUCCACAGAACCAGGUCAACCGAAAAUCAGAUAUCUACGUCUGCAUGAUCUCCUCCGCGCACAACGUGGCGGCGCAGGGGAAGUACAUCGCCAUCGCCAGCACCACCGUGGAGACCGCCGACCCAGAGAAGGAAAUCAAGCCGGCCUUGGACCUCUUGGAGCCCAUCGAGCAGAAGUUCGUUAGCAUCAGUGACCUGUUUGCGCCGACCGACCUGGGAACCGAAAGCCAGAUCUUCAUCUCUCGCACCUACGACGCCACCACCCACUUCGAGACGACGUGCGACGACAUCAAAGAUAUUUAUAAGAGGAUGAUGGGAUCAGAGUUCGACUUCGAGGAGAUGAAACGCAAGAAGAACGAUAUCUACGGGGAGGAGGAGCUGCAGUAAUGAGAAUCUCUUAAUUAGGAGAAAUUAAAAAAAAUCGGCUAAUAUGAAUAUAUAAGGAACUUAAUGAACACUGUAUGAAAUUCAAUAUUGUAAGGCCUGCUUUUGUAAUCCCAUCUCUGAGAGAUUGAAGAGUACUGCACUGGUAAUGAUGUUCCCCUUUUGGA